CGCCUCCCGCCCUACGCUAGACGGGAUUGGGCGCUCGCCGGUGAGGUCAUCGCCAGGCGCCUAGGUGGGAAGCGGGAAGCGCAGAGUUACCUGGGUCAUUAUGGCAGUCAAGUGGACUGGUGGACAUUCUUCUCCUAUUCUCUGCCUGAAUGCAAGUCAAGAAGGGCUCGUGGCUUCUGGAGCAGAAGGUGGAGAUCUCACGGUUUGGGGUGAAGAUGGGACUCUUUUAGGACACACGUGCUUCCAAGGGGCAGAGGAUGUUACCAACGUCUUAUUUUCUCCAUCCUGCCCCACCAAACUCUAUGCUUCACAUGGAGAAACUAUUAGCAUACUGGAUGUCAGGUCUCUUAAGGAACCCUUGGACGAUUUUCAUGUGAAUGAAGAAGAAAUCAACUGUCUUUCAUUAAAUGAAACUGAAAACCUGCUGGCUUCUGCUGAUGACUCUGGAACAAUCAAAAUCCUAGACCUGGAAAAUAAGAAAAUUAGCAGAUCACUGAAGAGACAUUCUAAUAUCUGUUCUUCUGUAGCUUUUCGACCUCAAAGGCCUCAGAGCCUGGUGUCAUGUGGACUGGAUAUGCAGGUGAUGCUGUGGAACCUUCGGAAAGCCCGGCCACUCUGGAUUACAAAUUUACAGGAGGAUGAAACAGAAGAAAUGGAAAGUCCACAAUCACCUGGUCAGCUUUUAAACCCGGCCUUAGCCCACUCUGUGUCUGUGGCAUCGUGUGGCAAUGUUUUUAGUUGCGGUGCAGAAGAUGGUAAGGUUCGAAUCUUUAGGGUGAUGGGAGUCAAGUGUGAACAGGAACUGGGAUUUAAGGGCCAUACUUUGGGGGUUUCCCAAGUCUGCUUUCUGCGAGAAUCCUAUUUGCUGCUUACUGGAGGGAAUGAUGGAAAGAUAAAGCUGUGGGAUGUAAGCAGUGAAAUUGAAAAAAAACAUAAGAGUCCAACCAAACAUACUCACAGGAAGAAAACCAAAAGGGCAACUUACACCAAGCAAGGUAGAAACACUCAUGCUUCAGUAACAGGUGAAGAUGAACAUGGCAAAAUUUUACCAAAGUUAAGUAUUGAACAUGGAGAAAAAGUGAACUGGCUGUUAAGUACAAAAAUAAAAGGGUACCAAAAUAUAUUGGUAGCUGAUCAAACUAGUUGUAUAUCAGUGUAUCCCUUAAAAGAAUUUUAAAUCCAAUAAAACAUUUGAAAAACCACA
Cervus elaphus (red deer) is the source of this 1204-nucleotide messenger RNA. It is a transcript of the gene WDR53, whose product is annotated as WD repeat domain 53. Gene Ontology annotation, molecular function: protein binding. The transcript is spliced from 3 exons. NCBI's taxonomy places the organism in Eukaryota, Metazoa, Chordata, Mammalia, Artiodactyla, Cervidae. The coding region runs from base 101 to 1177 and encodes 358 amino acids. The record is from RefSeq and is a predicted model, not a curated record.